AUGAACGUCUCGCCGGCCAUUCUCGAUGCGCCGAACCGGUGUCCUCGUGGCUCCCUCAACGCGUACACCAACCUGGCCGAGAUCCGCGACUCGCUUGACCUACUGUGGCGCAAUAACCGAUCCCGGUAUAUAGCCGAGGUCGGCACGCAGGUCACGGGCUGCUCCGCGGGCUACCAAUCCACGUGUUGCACGACCGACUCGGCCGUCGUCGACCAGCGCCCAGGGUGGCGGCGCCGGACCUGGCAGGCCGGCGCUAUAAAUGACUUCUACAAGGGCGCCUUAACAACGACGGCCGCCGCCGCCGCGCGGCGCACGUACAGGGAUGCAACUGGAAUAGCAAUCGGUUCACGUCAGCCCGACCACAGCCGGGCUUUCUACCAGUGCCGGUGA
Molecule: messenger RNA, 390 nt
Organism: Sporothrix brasiliensis 5110
Lineage: Eukaryota; Fungi; Ascomycota; Sordariomycetes; Ophiostomatales; Ophiostomataceae
Exons: 3
Coding region: 1-390 (129 amino acids)
Source: RefSeq, a predicted model, not a curated record